Saitoella complicata NRRL Y-17804 is the source of this 998-nucleotide messenger RNA. RefSeq lists its product as uncharacterized. Gene Ontology annotation, molecular function: zinc ion binding; ubiquitin protein ligase activity; ubiquitin conjugating enzyme binding. Lineage: Eukaryota; Fungi; Ascomycota; Saitoellomycetes; Saitoellales; Saitoellaceae. Gene Ontology annotation, cellular component: cytoplasm; ubiquitin ligase complex. The record is from RefSeq and is a predicted model, not a curated record. Bases 192 to 929 code for a protein of 245 amino acids. Gene Ontology annotation, biological process: protein polyubiquitination; ubiquitin-dependent protein catabolic process; positive regulation of proteasomal ubiquitin-dependent protein catabolic process. The transcript has a single exon.
GGGAAAAGAAGCCCACACUCACCAUGAGGAAGUGGGUGAAUCAUCCCAUGGCAGUGAACGGUCCGUUCACGUCUCCUUGGAGGUAUCAUCGCUGACUUUAUGGUAGUGUCUCAUGUGUCAUUUGCUUCGACACAUACCCCGCCAGCAAAGCUUUCAGGACUCCUUGCGGACACUACUACGACUUCGAAUGCAUGAAGGAGUUAUUCAUCAAGGCAACCGAUGACGAAACCCUCAUGCCUCCUAAAUGUUGUCAGAAAUACAUCCCACUAUCGGUCGGCGACCGCAUCCUGUCAACCAAAGAACGUGCCCGCUUCGAAGCUCGCAGGUUAGAAUUUGCGACGGUCGAUAAGUUGUACUGUACUCACCCUACUUGCUCAACAUUCGUCCCUCCGCAGAUGAUCCAAGGGGAUGUUGCAGCGUGUCCGGCUUGCAACACCAAGAUUUGUACUCGGUGCAAGGGCACUGCGCACACGAACUCUGAUUGCCCUCAGGAUCCGUCGACGCAGCUCACACUUGAUUUGGCGCAGAGCGAAGGUUGGCGUCAAUGUACGUCUUGUCAUACGAUGGUCCAGCUCGGCGAAGGCUGCUUUCACAUCACGUGUCGCUGUCGUGCUGAGUGGUGCUACCUCUGUGGAGAAAAAUGGAAAAGGUGUACCUGCCCUCAAUGGGACGAGCGCUAUCUCUAUCGUCGGGCAGCGCUGCAAGUUGAUCGUCAAGCACCUGUGCUUCCCGCUUUGGUUCGUGAGAGGCGCGUCCAGACAGUUGCGGCGGCGUUGCGUGAGGACCAUGAAUGUGCUCAUGAUAGUUGGAGGUUGCGUCAGGGAGGUGGUGCGUGUGAUCACUGCGGGGAUCACCUUCCUCGUUAUCUCCUCAGGUGUGAGGGCUGUCAAAUCCUCGCUUGCGUCCCUUGUCAAAGGAACAGAUUGUAAGAUCAAGGUCAUUAUUGUACCACUCUCUAUACCCUAGAAUGAUCCUUAUAAGACCCCCGUAUUCCGCUU